Molecule: messenger RNA, 2582 nt
Organism: Oenanthe melanoleuca
Lineage: Eukaryota; Metazoa; Chordata; Aves; Passeriformes; Muscicapidae
Gene: OPTN
Product: optineurin
Exons: 14
Coding region: 76-1746 (556 amino acids)
Biological process (GO): regulation of canonical NF-kappaB signal transduction; Golgi ribbon formation; protein localization to Golgi apparatus
Cellular component (GO): cytoplasm; Golgi apparatus; nucleus
Molecular function (GO): K63-linked polyubiquitin modification-dependent protein binding
Source: RefSeq, a predicted model, not a curated record
GGAGGGCGGGCAGUCCGUCCGUCAGCUGAGCGGGGCCGCUGCUGCUAUGGGCGCGCCGUGAGGGCUGCUUCGGAGAUGUCCAGCAAGUUGAAAGGCCGUCCUGCUGAAAAUGAAGAGCAUUCCAAAAGUAAAAUGGAAAACGGAGUGGACGGCACGGCUGUCCCAGCCCUUAACACCUACACUCCCGAAGAGAUGGUGCAGCAGAUGAAAGAACUAAUCACUGAGAACAAUGAGUUAAAAGAAGCCAUGAAGUUGCACAACCAAGCUAUGAAGGACCGAUAUGAGGAACUUUCCACCUGGAGAGAGAAGCAGAAAGAAGAACGAGAAUUUUAUGAAUUAAAGUUUAAGGAGGCUAAGCAGUGCUUGCAGGCCAAGUGCAUUGAAAAUGAACAGCUUCAGCAGCAACUUCAGAGCUUAAAGGAAAGAGAAGAAGGAGCUGAAAUGGAGGGCAGCAUGGCUCCCGAGAAGGAAGUGAGGCAGCUGAAGUCCCAGGUGCAGCGGCUCCAGGCUGAGAAGGCAGAUCUGCUUGCCAUCAUUUCAGAGCUGCAAGUCAAGUUGAACAUCUCAGCAGAGGAUUCCUUUGUGGAGAUUGGGAUGAAUGAAGGGGAAAUAAAUAGAACUGCAAAUGAACAUCAAGAGAAUAGUGGUGAAAUGCCCAGUAAUGUUGCUGUCUACAUCAGGAGCAAAUCUGCAGAUGAAUCUAAGAAUUUGGAGUCUGAGGAGCUAACUGUGAGCCAGCUGCUCUGCUGCCUUAGAAAUGAAACUCAGAAGAGGGAAAAACUCGAGAAGGAGCUGCAGGAUCACAAAGAGAGACUGUCAAAGCUGGAGAAGGAGACCAGAAUCUGCCUGGAGAGCGGGACACAAACUGAACAGGAAGAAGAGAGUUUAGAAGCUGUUGGCAGUGAAGUAGAAGCCCUGAAUCUGCAAGUUUGUGCUCUGUUUAAAGAGCUUCAGGAAGCCCAUGGGAAGUUAAAAGAAGCAGAAUUGAUUCAGAAGAAACUUCAAGAAAAGUGCCAGGGACUGGAAAGAAAAAGCUUGGCUGCUGCAUCAGAAUUGGAGGAGAAGCAGCAGCUAAUAUACACCAUCAAAAAGCUGGAACUUCAGGUGGAGAGCAUGCAGGCAGAGGUCAAGCUGGAACAAGCCAAGACACAUGAAGAAAAGACAAGAUACAAUAACCUCCAGGAUUCAUAUAGCAAACUCCUUCCAGAACUCACUGAGGCAAUGAAAAAAAUUGAUGAAAUGAAACUCAAAGAGCUGGACAGAGUAGAUAAAGCUGUGGUGGAACAACUGACAGCAAAGGUGGAGUUGGCAGAACAAGCCCUUGCUGCAAAACAGCUCCAGAUAGAUGAAAUGAAGCAGUUAAUUGCUAAGCAGGAGGAGGAUCUUGAAACUAUGUCUGUGCUCCGUGCUCAGAUGGAGGUUUAUUGUUCUGAUUUCCAUGCUGAGAGGGCAGCAAGAGAGAAGAUCCAUGAGGAGAAGGAGCAGUUGGCUGUUCAGCUGGCAUACCUGCUAAAAGAGCAGCAAAACCUUGAAGAUCUUGGCCGAACCUCUCUGGCAGAGAUGCAGAGUCGCCAUGGAGCCAGGAUGCCAGAUAGGGAGCACUCACCUCACCUUGUCCAAAGAGGAACUAAUAGUCAAGAUUGGCCAGAGCAGCGGAAUAUUUCAAUUUAUUCAUGUCCUAAAUGUGAAGAAAUUCUACCUGAUUUGGACACACUGCAGAUUCACGUUAUGGACUGCAUUAAUUGAGUGAUGCCCUCCAGUUCUUUAUCUUCUGGCAUUUCAGCCACCAAACACUUUGAGGGUUUUGCCUUCUUGCUCAAAUAAUGCUCAGCUCUUAUGUCCUAUGAAGGAGGUUUUCAGGGGUUUGCUUAUUUAUUCAGUGGGAAAAGAGUAAAACUCUUCCCCUGCCCUGUAGCCACUAAUCUUGCAAUCUGCUUUAGGGAAGACGUUUUCAUAGAUUAACAACAUGGAUGUUCUACAGAAUUCAGUGUGUGUCUGAUGCUUAUGAAACCUUUCAGGAACAUUCCCCUGAAGUGCUCUGCUCUACGGCUACUCUGCAGAAUGGGGCUGAAUCACUGAAGUUGGAGGAGAGAUAUUUGCUGAUCGAAUAUAUAUAUAUAUAUAAAAUAUAUGUGAGCCUGUAAAUACUUCGUCUGUUAUAUACUAUAUACCAGGAAAGUAAUACAUGAAAAAAGCUAUUCAGCAAAAAAGAAUAGUGCUGUAUUCAUCAAGCAUUUGAAGUGAAUCCUGCUCUUUCUCCAGAUGGCCAUUUCAUUGCUGCCCUUGUGACCAUACUAAUCUGAUGUUAAAUUUUUGAUGGCUUAUGUAACUUCUUGCUUUAGCCAGAUGAGGGUAAGGUUUAAAAUUGAUCAGCUAGGUCUGAUACAUGUAGCUCCUGGUGUACUCAAGUCACUUGGUUUUAUAGAACUGUUAAUUUUUAUGAUGUUGUCUUAAUUUUUCUUUAUUCUAAUAAUUUGAACUUGUACAGUAUUGUGGUAGAACGCUCUGAGAUGGAUGUAACCUAAUUUAAAAAGACUAUAGUGGAUUUUCAUCAAAAUAAAUCUAUUGCAGUUAUAAAUUUA